AUGAGUACGCUUUCGCUACCCUACAGGGAGCAUGCGGGACCAGCAGAUGUUUGCUGCUCUCUGCACUAUUCUCCAGCUGCUCGGAAUCAUAUCCAACAAGCCUAUCUUGCUUCAGCACCAUCUACAGCAACAUGUUGCUGUACUCUACACAACAACCCUCUCCCCAAGCCAUUAUUCGGCAACGACUCAACGACCAUAUUGUUGUCGAAAGAGUCAAUAUCAUCAACCAAGAGCGAGAGUCCCGCGAAAGAUUUCACAUUCUGGAUGAUCUUCUUUGCGGUAUGUAUUACGACCCUCCUUGUGGCCAUUGACUUGUCAAUCGUCUCAACUGCACUUCCCACUAUCUCCGAGGACCUGAAAGCAGGCGAGCUAUACGUCUGGGUAGCCAAUGCCUAUGUACUGGCUUCAACCUCAGUUCAACCUCUCUUUGGCCAGGCAGCAAAUAUCUUUGGUCGUCGUUCCUUGAUGAUCAUGUCUACAGUUCUUUUCAUGGCAGGUUCCAUCUUCGCAGGAGUCUCACAAACUGUCAUGAUGAUGAUUGCAGCACGAACCAUCCAGGGAAUAGGUGGAGGAGGAAUCAUUACUCUAGGUGAAAUCAUCGUCUGCGAUCUCUUGCCCCUCAGAGAAAGAGGUCAAUACACAGGUCUCAUCGCCGGAACCUACGCCAUCGGAACCAUCAUUGGUCCUGUCCUAGGUGGUGUCUUUGUCGAACAAGCUACCUGGCGCUGGGUCUUCUACAUCAACAUCCCCAUCUGCGCCAUCGCUUUGGCAAUCGUCAUCCCCUUCCUCAAACUCACAUACAACCGCGUAGGCACCGUCUCAGACCGUCUCAAGCGCGUCGACUGGAUUGGCAACUUCGUCCUCGUCGCAGCCGUAGCAUCCAUCCUCUUCGCUCUCUCCUAUGGCGGCACCAAAUACGUCUGGACCUCCUGGCACAUCAUCCUCCCCUUAGUCUUCGGCUUCAUCGGCCUCGUCCUCUUCGCCUGGAUCCAAAAUUCCGGAUUGGUAGCUGAACCUACCAUGCCUCCCCAACUCUUCUCCAACCGCACCGCCGUCGCUAUCUUCGCUAUGGCGUUCGUCCACGGCCUCUUACUUCUCUACGUCAUCUACUUCUUCCCCGUCUACAGCCAGGCCGUCCUGAAAGCGUCUCCCAUCCGCGCAGGCGUCAUGCUCUUCCCAACCGCUACAACCAUCGCCCCCGCUGCCGCAGCAGCAGGCGCCGUAAUAACCAUCACAGGCCGCUACCGCCCCCUCCACUUCCUCGGCUGGACCCUAAUGAUCAUCGGCGUAGGCCUCUUCCCUCUGCUCGACCGCAACUCCACGACCGCCGCUUGGGUAGGCUACCAAGCGCUCUUCGGCCUCGGAAACGGCAUGGUGUUCAACGCCAUGAUCCCGCCCUUGCUCGCCUCGCUGCCUCCAUCUGAAGUCGCGACCGCGACUGCUACGUGGACAUUCAUGCGCUCCUUCGGCUCCAUCUGGGGCAUCGCCAUCCCGUCCGCGAUAUUCAACGAGAAGAUCAAUUCCCUGUCCAGCACCCGGCUGGCAGGCGAUCUGGCGACGCAAGCGCUGCUGAAGAAUGGAGAAGCGUAUCAGCAUGCGACGGCGGCGUUCAUCAACUCGCUGGCGCAGCCGACGCAGAAUAUCGUCAUCGGCAUCUUUGUGAGUUCGCUACGGACGGUAUGGUUCGUCGCCAUCGCGUUCGCGGUGCUGGGGCUGCCGAUUAGUUUGUUGGUGCGGAGUCUCACGCUGACGGAUGAGUAUGUGAGUGAGUUUGGGAUCGAGGAUAAGAAGAAGGUGGAGGGGGGGAUGGUGUAG
This is a messenger RNA of Mollisia scopiformis, 1815 nucleotides long. RefSeq names its product MFS general substrate transporter. NCBI's taxonomy places the organism in Eukaryota, Fungi, Ascomycota, Leotiomycetes, Helotiales, Mollisiaceae. The transcript has 2 exons. Gene Ontology annotation, molecular function: transmembrane transporter activity. Bases 1 to 1815 code for a protein of 604 amino acids. Gene Ontology annotation, biological process: transmembrane transport. The record is from RefSeq and is a predicted model, not a curated record.